AUGGCCGAGAAUCCUGUAAGAAAAGCUGGUCCAGGGCUCUACGUGAAAGCUGUGUUCACUGGGUACAAGCGUGGUCUUCGCACGCAGUCCGAGCACACCGCCCUGCUAAAGCUCGACGGUGUGUACAACAAGAAGGAUGCGCAGUUCUACGUUGGAAAGCGUGCAGUGUACUUAUACAAGGCUCACAACAAAACCACCAAACCAGGUCACAGCAUUCCCACGAGAACUAGGGCAAUAUGGGGAAGGAUAACAAGGGUACAUGGGAACGCUGGAGCCGUUCGUGCAAAGUUCCAUCAUAAUCUACCCCCUAAUGCCAUGGGCAAUAGAAUUCGUGUGAUGCUGUACCCAUCCAACAUUUAG
Angiostrongylus costaricensis is the source of this 360-nucleotide messenger RNA. Lineage: Eukaryota; Metazoa; Nematoda; Chromadorea; Rhabditida; Metastrongylidae. The record is from the annotation of a GenBank genome assembly.